Messenger RNA from Schizophyllum commune H4-8, 2115 nucleotides. RefSeq lists its product as uncharacterized. NCBI's taxonomy places the organism in Eukaryota, Fungi, Basidiomycota, Agaricomycetes, Agaricales, Schizophyllaceae. Gene Ontology annotation, molecular function: sequence-specific DNA binding; DNA-binding transcription factor activity. The transcript is spliced from 3 exons. The coding region runs from base 1 to 2115 and encodes 704 amino acids. Gene Ontology annotation, biological process: regulation of DNA-templated transcription. The record is from RefSeq and is a predicted model, not a curated record.
AUGGUCAACGAUCCCAAAAACGAAGCCCUCAUUCGCUGGUCGGACUCGGGCGACUCGUUCUUCGUCCUCGACCACGAACGUUUCGCCCGCGAAGUCCUCGGCCGAUGGUUCAAACACCAGAACUUCUCCUCCUUCGUCCGCCAGCUGAACAUGUACGGCUUCCACAAGGUCCAGCACCUCCAGCAGGGCACCCUGCGCUCCUCGGAGACCGACGGCAACGAGUUCUGGAACUUCGCCCACCCUAACUUCCUCCGCGGCCGCAGCGACCUCCUCGCCCUCAUCCAGCGCAAGAAACAGGCGCAGAACUCGGAUGGGGAGGGCGCAGGCCAGGAGGUCGGCACCUCAGGCGCCAACGGUCAGCAGGUACAGCUCGAUAUCAGCGGUAUCGUCGCCGGCCUCGCUGCUAUCAAACGGCAUCAAGACAUGAUUUCGAGCGAGCUCACGCACCUUCGCGAGAACAACAACUUGCUCUGGCAGGAGGCGAUGGAGGCGCGCGCCCGGGCCAAGAAGCAGCAGGACACGAUCAAUCGCAUCGUCAAGUUCCUCGCUGGUAUCUUCGGCAACCACAACGCGCGCUCCAAGCACGAAGAGGAGGAAGCUGAAGGGGGCGCCGGCGGCUCGCGAGAUGGAGGGCCGGGCGCCAUUGUUCCUCACUCGGUGAUGUCUCACAUGAACGCUACGGUCCCGCAAAUGCAGCGCUUGAUGAUCGAAGAUACUCGUCCGUACAAUAGCGUUGACAUUGAAGAGGUCGAGGACGACGAGCAGCAUUCGUCGUCGAAGGGGAAGCAGAGGGAGUACACGACAGGUCAGCCGCCGCCGACCCACUUAAAUACGUUUGCUGAACCAGAAGAUUCCACAGGCUACAGGGUAGAAACUCCACCGGCUUCGUCCGCUUCAGUAGCGCCUGUCAGCCCCGCUGCCACCGAAGGUUCACCUUUCUUCCAAUACUCCUCCGGACCGAGCCCAGCUCCAUCGAGCUCGACCUCGUCCGCCAACACCGCCGCCGUCGCUGCCAACUCCCCGUCACCUGUUCUUUCCUCCCGUCAUGCGACACCUCCCGCCGCCUCCUCUCCGUCCGUUGAGAAACAACAACAGCACCGCCAGCAGCUUGUGUCGUCGGCACGCACACCCCCAUAUCACCCCUCGGCGUCGCCGGGCCCGCCCAAUGCGGCGAUCAACCCAGACGACUUCCAAACCCUCUUCAACAAUCUGUCCCCCGCCCAAAUCAACUCUUUCAUGACCAACCUCCCGAACGUCUUUGGGGCAGGCUCGACGUCACCUGGGCCAUCCUUCUCAGGGUCGGCGGCGGACUUCAACCGCACAGGCGCUGACGGGAUGCCGUCCUAUCCGACAGGGCAUGGCUCGUUCGGCAACGACGCGACCAUGAACGGCAUGGGAGGGGUGGAAGGCCUUCUCUCUUUCGACCCCUCGUCACCAGGCGGGUACGGAGAUGGGAUGGACUAUGAUACGUAUCACGCGGGCUACGGCUACGGUGCCAGCGGCGGUCCUGAGCAAGCGACCGGGCAAUCGCAGCACGCUGUCGCACAGGGUGGCCCGCCCUUGCCCAACUGGCAGGCUGCUGAAGACAUCGAGCGCGAUGUGUCGGCGUUGAAUGCGAAGAUCAACACAUUGAUUGAGAACACUUCGCCUUCUGUCACGCACGCUCAACCCAUCGCGCAAGCGAUAGCCCCGCCGUGGUCAGCAAAUGCCCAGCUGCCGUCGCGGCCGCCCCUCUCGACAUCCUCGGACAAGCCGGCGUCGAUGGGCAGGGCUAGCCACCCCGUCCUGCCUCCCUCUGCGAUGGCGACGGAGCCUCUCCCGGCCCCGCUGGACGCCCUCACGCCCAACCUCAAUGCUCCGGCGGACUUCGAUUUCACCGAGUUCCUGAGCAAGUACGUCUCGGGCGUCGAAGGCGCCCAGGACAACAACGCGCUCAUGGACGAGGUCAUGUCCAACGCCGGCGACUCGACGGGCCAGCCGGCGCACAUGGAGGACCAGUCGACGAGCGCGCCGCGCGGAAAUGGGAGGAAGCGCAAGUCUGACGCGAUGCCGCCGAUGCCCGACCUCACGGAGCCGCCAAAGAAGGGUGGAAAGCGGCGCAGGGGAGGCGCCUAG